Symbiodinium natans is the source of this 615-nucleotide messenger RNA. The record is from the annotation of a GenBank genome assembly. Lineage: Eukaryota; Dinophyceae; Suessiales; Symbiodiniaceae.
AUGGCUGCGCGAGGGCGCCGGGCACCCUGGAUUGCCUUGGUGACUUUUGUGGGUUGCGCAACAUGGGCCCCCUGGGCCUUCCAGGGAAGUGCGGCCGGGCAGGCAACGAGAAGCCAGAGCCCGAUCUUGCUCAGGGCCACCGGCUUCGGUGCCCCCGACCGACCCGCAAGCCGGCAGCGGAAGAAGGUGGACGUGGCUCAGCUCGAGGCAGACCACGGAGGGAAAGCGGCCGUGGUAGAGGAGAUCUUGAAGGGUGGGACGGCGCAGAACCCCGAGGACAUGGUCAGGGCUCGUUACUCUGCCUGCCGCCUGAAGGAUGCGGUGUUCAUGGCGAAGACGGAGAAGGACCCCAUGAAGAAGAAACUCUCCAACAGGGUGCGUGCCUGGGCACUUUGUUUCGGCACGGAGAAGCCGGACGACUUGGACGCAGCUGUUGGGGAGCCCUCCAAGCUACGGAGGUUGGAACGUCUGGAGAUCAUCGAGGCAUCAGGGAAUGAAGUCGAGUUUAAGCUUCAUUGCAAGGAUGGGGUCCUGCACGAGCGAUCGAUCAUGGAGGAGGAUGAGAAGUACGGCUGGAUCUACUCUGGUGAGUCCAAGAUGGACGAGUGGAAGUGA